AAAAGCGCCAGAGACAAUGUCUAGGCUAUUCUUCUGCACGAGUCCUUGCAUGGAAACCGUUGUCGACGCUCUGAUGGAGUGGAAUGAGAAGCAACAACUAGAUACAUUCUGGACCAGACUGUUCGGAGAAGCGCUAGGAAUGAGAAACCUUCAAUGGGAGACAUAUGAUAUGAUCUUUUUCCCAAUAUGGGGUGCAUCGCAGCAGUAUGUGGUAUGUUUUGAUUUGCCCGAUGGAAAAUUGAAUAUCAUAGACCACAGUUUGGCAGAACCACACGCAUCCUUCGAAGCCAAGUACGGCAAGACACCUUCUCUUCUGAAAAAAUUCUUGGCUGAGGCACUCACAAGGUGCAAAGUUCCUAAAAUGGCAACCCAGGUGCGAAAGUGCAGAACCCACGUGGUCACCAUGCCUUGGAGGAACAACAACUUCCUUAACGAGGCUGGUAUUUACGUCAUGCGGCACAUGGAAACCUAUUUUGGUGAAAGGGAGAAGGACUGGGAAUGUGACCUUAAUGCAAGUGGAACUAAAAGCAUGGAGAUGUUCCGCAUCAAAUAUGCAAGGACCCUCCUGACGUGUGUUUACAACACUAGAGGUGGUGACAACCAGAAGAAGGCAACGCGUUUUUGGAAAGAGAAGUCGGCAAAAUUCAACUUUGAAAAUUGGGUCCACCUAUACGGUCUUGAGUGAUGUGUGGUAUGCAUUACACAAAUGGUGAUGGGACA
This is a messenger RNA of Salvia splendens (bonfire salvia), 720 nucleotides long. RefSeq lists its product as uncharacterized. The record is from RefSeq and is a predicted model, not a curated record. The coding region runs from base 17 to 685 and encodes 222 amino acids. The transcript has 4 exons. NCBI's taxonomy places the organism in Eukaryota, Viridiplantae, Streptophyta, Magnoliopsida, Lamiales, Lamiaceae.